Molecule: messenger RNA, 490 nt
Organism: Drosophila pseudoobscura
Lineage: Eukaryota; Metazoa; Arthropoda; Insecta; Diptera; Drosophilidae
Product: kunitz-type serine protease inhibitor 2-like
Exons: 2
Coding region: 196-432 (78 amino acids)
Molecular function (GO): serine-type endopeptidase inhibitor activity
Source: RefSeq, a predicted model, not a curated record
CUCGACUCAAAGUAGUAUGUUAUUCAGGUCUGUAUUGUUUUCCGUCCCAUAAAAAUUACCAUUGUAAUAUGAUGUACUGUUGCGCCAACAACAAUUAAACGUAUGCCGUAUCAUUUUGUAUAAAUUGAUCGACUCUUGUCUCAGUAAAAUUCAGUUAAGUUUUGUCCCUUAGGUUCUUAACAACCCAAUCGCAUCAUGAAGUUCCUGCUGAUCCUGGUUGUGUUGGCUGCUCUUACGGCCAGUUCCUUAGCAAUGAAGAACGAUAUCUGUGCUCUUCCGCACUCCCAAAAAGGAUUGUGUAGGGCGCUGAUGCGCAGAUGGUCUUAUGAUGCGGCGAACAGGGUGUGCACACGUUUCAUCUACGGCGGCUGCGGUGGCAACGCCAAUCGCUUCGAAUCGCAGCGUGAAUGUGAGGCAACAUGUAUGGAGUAAAUUUCAGCAAUAAAAUCGUCAAUAAUACUGUAUAAAUGUGUUCUUUGACAGCCAUUCA